This is a messenger RNA of Lizanozyma spartinae, 1470 nucleotides long. RefSeq names its product ammonium permease (gene MEP1). Gene Ontology annotation, cellular component: plasma membrane. The record is from RefSeq and is a predicted model, not a curated record. Gene Ontology annotation, molecular function: ammonium channel activity. Gene Ontology annotation, biological process: ammonium transmembrane transport. The transcript has a single exon. Bases 1 to 1470 code for a protein of 489 amino acids. Lineage: Eukaryota; Fungi; Ascomycota; Pichiomycetes; Serinales; Debaryomycetaceae.
AUGAUUGGAACAGUUGCAUCUAUCUUGUUUAAACGAGCCUCAAUAGAAAAAUGGAAUGAGUUUGAUCAAACUCUCAUGUUGGUGUUCACAAUAGCUCAAUCAGUUAUUUGGAUUAUGAUACCCGGUUUGGCGUUUUUGUACAGUGGAUUAGCUCGACGGAAAUCUGCCUUAUCUAUGAUUUGGAUCGUCAUAGCCUCUUCAUUUGUGGGUAUUUUCCAAUGGUAUUUCUGGGGUUACUCUUUGGCUUUCAGUGCUUCAAGUAAUAGUUUUAUUGGUAACUUGGAAUAUUUUGGUUUCAAGGGUUUAUUGGCAUCGCCUUCAGAUGAGACUUAUCCACUUUUGGCCUUUUCUCUUUUCCAAAUGGAAUUUAUGUUGGUUACUUUGGCCAUUAUUGCGGGUCCCUGUGUGGCUGAAAGAGGUCGUUUUCUUCCUGCUAUAGUGUUCUUCUUUUGUUGGGCUACCAUUGUCUACUGUCCUGUUGUCUAUUGGAUUUGGGGUGGUGGCUGGGCUGCCAAAUGGGGGGUCUUAGACUACGCUGGUGGUGGACCAGUGGAAAUUCUUUCUGGUGUUACCGCAUUGGUAUACUCGUACUUCUUGGGGAGACGGAAUGAGACUCUUAUGAUCAAUUAUAGACCCCAUAACAUAUCAACUAUCUUUACCGGUACAGCUCUUUUGUAUGUCGGAUGGUUGUUCUUUAACGGGUUCUCAGCAGGUAAUGCAUCCUUGAAGGUUCCUUAUUCAAUGAUGAAUUCUCAUUUGUCUGCUGCCUUUGGUGCAUUAACAUGGUGUCUUUUGGAUUAUCGUUUGGAAAAGAAAUGGUCUAUGGUUGCCGUAUGUUCUGGGUGUAUUUCUGGUUUAGUUGCUGCCACUCCUUCCUCCGGUAUCAUCCCCCUAUGGGCUUCUGUCAUUUUGGGGAUUGUCACCGGUAUAGUUUCUAACUUUUCCACCCAAAUCAAAAACUUGAUGAGAAUUGAUGAAAGCUUAGAUGCUUUUGCCGAGCACGGUAUUGCCGGAAUGGUUGGAUUAAUUUUCAACGGUAUCUUUGGUUCUAGAACUGUCAUUGGAUAUGAUGGUGUCACUGACCAUGCUGGUGGUUGGAUUGACCACAAUUGGAAACAAUUGUAUAAGCAAAUUUGUUACAUUCUUGCUGUUACCGCAUAUGGCGCCGGUGUGUCUGCUGUAAUCUGUAUUGUUCUUAACUACAUUCCAGGUUUGUAUUUGCGUGUGGAUUAUGAAGGUGAGGAAAGAGGUAUUGAUGAAGACCAAAUUGGGGAAUUUGCUUAUGAUUAUGUUGAAGUUAGAAGAGACUAUUUAUCUUGGGCAAAUCCUCAACCUGCUAGUACGUAUAGUGCUGGUGAAAAGGGUGAAGAAUUAGAACAUCCAGUGGAAGAUGAUGAUCAUGCAGUUGGUAGUUCUAAUGCUUCGGUGCAUGAACCAAUCAUUCACGAAAAGAACGUUGCGUCAGCUUAA